Messenger RNA from Candida tropicalis MYA-3404, 2370 nucleotides. It is a transcript of the gene PGA18, whose product is annotated as Pga18p. Bases 1 to 2370 code for a protein of 789 amino acids. NCBI's taxonomy places the organism in Eukaryota, Fungi, Ascomycota, Pichiomycetes, Serinales, Debaryomycetaceae. The transcript has a single exon. The record is from RefSeq and is a predicted model, not a curated record.
AUGAAAUUCGAGUCAAUUGUCGCUUUGGCUGGUAUUGUAUCUGCCGCAGCAGCGGGGGUCAUUAAUAUGAAUAAAGAUAAUGACCAAGAAACUACGUACUGGGUCACUGAAUAUGCUCCUUCUACAACUAUGGUUACUGUUACCAAAUGUUCUGGAGGUGUAUGUUCCAAUCAUGCUACCCCUACUGGUGUUACUAAAACCACCACUAUUCAUUCUGGUGUUACCACUGCUUAUACUACUUAUUGUCCAUUGACUACCUCUCACGAAGUUAUCAAAUCUACCUGUUCUAAAACCCUUGUCGUCCAUUCUACAAAAUCGAAGCCAUGGUAUUGGCAUUGGUCAAAACCAAGCAAUUGUGAUGAAUCCACUUCUACUAUUAGUACUGGCUCAAUUACAAAGACAAGUGUUGAUAUCCACCCAACUACUACCACUUCUAAUACUGGUGGAAUUACCAAGACUAGUGUAAAUAUUCACCCAAGUUUGUCUACUACAUGUACUACUGGUACAUCUAAGAACUGGUUCUGGGUUUAUACAACCACUGAUUGUUCUGUUUUCACUGUUUCUGGAACAUCAUCUACUUUGGUUUCAACGACUAAGACUGUUGCAAGCAGUUCAAUUACCGUUGCUACUCCAACAGUGGCUACUACCUGUACUACUGGUUCCUACACCAAGUUGUUCUGGGUCUACACCACUACCAAGUGUUCCAUCUACACUGUUUCAUCUAGUUCAUCUUCAUUGUUGUCCACUAGUGAUGCUACUGAAAGUAGUUCCCUUCCAACAACUGCUAGUACCACCGAAGUCAGUUCUGUAGCUACUCCAACAGUUUCUACCACUUGUACCACUAGCAAGUACACUUCCAACCACUGUGUCUACACUAAGACUAAAUGUUCUAUUUUCACUUGUUCUGGAACUUCCUCAUCCUUGCUUACUACCAGUGAAUCAACUGAAAGUAGUUCUAUUUCAGCCACUUCUACUGAUGUUAGUUCUGUAGCUACUCCAACAGUCGCUACUACCUGUACCACCGGUUCCUACACCAAGUUGUUCUGGGUCUACACCACUACCAAGUGUUCCAUCUACACUGUCUCAUCUAGUUCAUCUUCAUUGUUGUCCACUAGUGAUGCUACUGAAAGUAGUUCCCUUCCAACAACUGCUAGUACCACCGAAGUCAGUUCUGUAGCUACUCCAACAGUUUCUACCACUUGUACCACUAGCAAGUACACUUCCAACCACUGUGUCUACACUAAGACUAAAUGUUCUAUUUUCACUUGUUCUGGAACUUCCUCAUCCUUGCUUACUACCAGUGAAUCAACUGAAAGUAGUUCACUCCCACCAACUAGUUCUGAUACUACAAUUGCAUCUCCAACCACAUCUUCAGAAGUUUCCACAACUGAAUCUCCAACUGGAAUUUGGUCAACAUCUUAUGAAACUCACACAGCAACCGUUACCACAGUCAUUACUACUACUGAUUGUCAUAACCACGUCUGUACUGAAUCUACCUUCCAAACAGGUGUUACUGUCAUCACAGUUACCGAAUCUGAAACAGUCACAGUUAUUACCACCUACUGUCCAUUAACUUCUACUGAAACAAUCAUUUCAAGUGUUACCCCAUCUAGUGAAUAUGAUGAAUCCUCAUCAUCCUUCACCUACACCUCCAGCGAAGUUACAGAAACCUCAAAUACUGAAUCUGCUCCAUCUACUGAAGGUACUGCUUCAGAAUCCGGUGCUGAAUCCACUGGUGCUUCCGAAUCCGCUCCAUCUACUGAAGGUACUGCUUCUGAAUCCGGUGCUCAAUCUACUGGUGCUUCCGAAUCUGGUCCAGCUGCCUCUGGUGCUGAAUCCACUGGUGCCUCUGAAUCCGCUCCAUCUACUGAAGGUACUGCUUCUGAAUCCGGUGCUCAAUCUACUGGUGCUUCCGAAUCUGGUCCAGCUGCCUCUGGUGCUGAAUCCACUGGUGCUUCUGAAUCCGGUGCCCAAUCUACUGAAGGUACUGCUUCUCAAUCUGGUCCAGCUGCCUCUGGUGCUGAAUCCACUGGUGCUUCUGAAUCCGCUCCAUCUACUGAAGGUACUGCUUCUGAAUCCGCUCCAUCUACUGAAGGUACUGCUUCUCAAUCUGGUCCAGCUGCCUCUGGUGCUGAAUCCACUGGUGCUUCUGAAUCCGGUGCCCAAUCUACUGAAGGUACUGCUUCUGAAUCCGGUGCUCAAUCUACUGGUGCUUCCGAAUCUGGUCCAGCUGCCUCUGGUGCUGAAUCCACUGGUGCUUCUGAAUCCGCUCCAUCUACUGAAGGUACUGCUUCUGAAUCCGGUGCUCAAUCUACUGGUGCUUCCGAAUCUGGUCCAGCUGCCUCUGGUGCUGAAUCCACUAAGUGCUGA